This is a messenger RNA of Heterostelium album PN500, 993 nucleotides long. RefSeq lists its product as uncharacterized. NCBI's taxonomy places the organism in Eukaryota, Evosea, Eumycetozoa, Acytosteliales, Acytosteliaceae. The transcript has a single exon. Gene Ontology annotation, molecular function: protein binding. The record is from RefSeq and is a predicted model, not a curated record. Bases 1 to 993 code for a protein of 330 amino acids.
AUGAAUAUUAUAAAGAUAAAUUCAAUCUAUUUAUUUGUAUUGUUGUUGGUUGGUGUUGUCUUUUGCAAUGUUGAAGAACGUGUAAGAAUCUGUGUUGAAGUCGAUUGUCCAGAUGUAGGAGAUUGUCCAAUGAGAGAAGCUUGCAAUGACAACAACAUAUGUACUCUCGAUUCUUGUAAUGGUGGUCGUUGUGUUUAUUCACCAAUUCACUGUGACGAUAAUGAUGACUGUACCACUGACAGCUGUUCUCCAACACAAGGAUGUGUUCACACUCCAAUCUCGUGUGAUGAUGGUGAUCAAUGUACAUCAGAUAGCUGUAGUUCCAAUGGCUGUGUUCACACUCCAAUCUCUUGUGAUGAUGGUAAUCAAUGUACAUCAGAUAGCUGUAGUUCCAAUGGAUGUGUUCAUACUCCAAUCACUUGUGAUGAUGGAAAUGCCUGCACUGAUGAUAGCUGUAAUCCAAUGACUGGUUGUGUAGCUACUCCAAUCUCUUGUGACGACAAUAAUCAAUGUACAUCGGACAUUUGCAAUCCAUUUACAGGCUGUGUAGCUACUCCAAUCUCAUGUGAUGAUGGAAAUGCUUGUACCAACGAUGGUUGUGAUGUAAACACUGGCUGCACAUAUCAAACCGUUGUAUGUAACUCUGUCUCCAACAAAUGUAUCUCGAAUGAAUGUGAUAUCUACAAAGGUUGUGUUGGUUCGACUAUCAACUGUGACGAUGGUAAUGCUUGUACAUCAGACAGUUGCAAUCCAUCGACGGGCUGUAUUUUCACACCGACCUCUUGUGAUGAUGGCAAUCAAUGUACCAACGAUAGCUGCGACCGUGUCAAAGGCUGUUUGAACAUCAACAUCCCAGGCUGUGGAGUUGCAGUACCAAGACCAACUGUUUGUCCAACUCGUCCAGCAUGUCCAUGCACAGAAACUUGUUGUGGUGCUCACUGUUGUCCAAAUAUUGAUAUCGACAUCGAUGUUGAUCUUUGUUCUAAUAAUUAG